This is a messenger RNA of Jatropha curcas, 3578 nucleotides long. RefSeq names its product Leucine-rich repeat protein kinase family protein. Lineage: Eukaryota; Viridiplantae; Streptophyta; Magnoliopsida; Malpighiales; Euphorbiaceae. The record is from RefSeq and is a predicted model, not a curated record. Gene Ontology annotation, biological process: protein phosphorylation. Gene Ontology annotation, molecular function: protein binding; ATP binding; protein kinase activity.
UCUUCUUUUUCGUUCAUAAAACUUUAAAGAAAGCCAGUCAAGUAUUAAAAACCCAUCAGCCACCCAACAAAUAAAGUCAAAAUUGCCAAAGUAAUACUACUGCCACCCACUUUUUAAUUCAACAAAUGUAAUAUUUGAGAAUAGUGGCAGUGAACGAAAGAGAUGGAUAUCAGCUCCAUCGUCUAUAUCAUCAUCUUCAUCAAUAAUAUCUGCUGCAUUCGUAAUGGUGAUGACCCAGUCAGAAUAGUACCGAGCAAAAGGAGGAAUGUUUUGAUACUUUGGAGAGAGAGUUUAUAGUUUGGGUUGUGUGGUAACUAAUAAUAAGAGAUGUUUCAGAAUUCUUUUGAUGGUUUUAGCAUCCUUGGGAUGUCUUUAUCAAGAACUUUCACUUUUGGAGCUGUUUUGCUCAUGUGGCUGUGUUGGUCUCCACUACUUAUUGGAGCACAAAAUGAUGCCAUCACUGAUCCUGUCGAAGUAAGGGCAUUGCAGGAUAUCAGGAGAAGUUUGAUUGAUGUGAACAAAAAUUUGAGCAAUUGGAAUCGCGGGGAUCCCUGCACAUCGAAUUGGACAGGAGUUUUGUGCUUCAAUACAACAAAGGACGAUGGCUAUUUACAUGUUAGAGAACUGCAAUUACUUACUAUGAAUCUGUCUGGAACUUUAUCACCAUCGCUUGGUCGCUUAGCUCAUAUGGAAAUAUUAGAUUUUAUGUGGAACAAUAUAAGUGGGAGCAUACCAAAGGAGAUAGGAAAUAUAAAAUCUUUGAUACUCUUGCUUCUGAAUGGAAACCAAUUAACGGGUCCCUUGCCUGAAGAGCUUGGCUAUCUUCCAAACUUGGAUAGAAUACAGAUUGACCAGAACCAUAUAUCUGGACCAAUUCCUCCAUCAUUUGCUAACUUGAACAAAACAAAGCACUUUCACAUGAACAACAAUUCAAUUAGUGGGCAAAUCCCGCCAGAACUAUCCAGAUUACCAAGUCUUGUCCACUUCCUUCUGGACAAUAACAACUUAUCUGGGUAUCUUCCACCACAGUUCUCUGAAUUGCCAAACUUACUUAUACUUCAACUGGAUAACAACAACUUUGAUGGGGGUGCAAUUCCAGAUUCUUAUGGCAACAUGACUAAACUGUUGAAAUUGAGUCUCAGAAACUGUAGCUUGCAAGGUCCGAUCCCUGAUCUGAGCAGUAUACGAGAUCUUGGCUAUCUAGACCUCAGUUCAAACCAGCUAAAUGGAUCCAUACCUCCAGGAAGGCUUGCUGAGAAUAUUACAACUAUUGAUUUAUCCAACAACAAUCUUACUGGAAGUAUUCCUGGCAACUUUUCUGGCCUGACUCAUCUUCAGAAAUUGUCUCUUGCGAAUAAUUCUUUGAGUGGUUCCAUUCCAUCUAGCAUUUGGCAAAAUCGUACUCUGGGUGGAUCUGAAAGACUUGUCUUGGACUUUGAGAACAAUAGACUGUCAAACAUUUCUGGAAGUGCCACUAUUAGUCUCCCUCAGAAUGUCUCACUCUGGCUUCAAGGGAACCCUAUAUGCUUAAAUUCCAACCUAGACCAAUUCUGUGGAUCUCAGAAUGAGGAUCUUAACAAGCAGGGUUCAACAAACACUUCUGAUGACUGCCCUGUUCAAGCAUGCCCUUAUAUAUAUUCCCCAACAUCUCCUAUACGUUGUUUUUGUGCUGCCCCGCUUAUUGUCGGAUAUCGAUUGAAAAGCCCUGGACUAUACGAUUUUCCACCCUAUAGAGAUAUGUUCGAGAAAUAUUUGACAUCUGGUCUCAAAUUAGAACUUUAUCAGCUAUAUAUAGAGUAUUUCCAAUGGGAAGAAGGACCUAGAUUAAAAAUGCAAUUGGAGCUGUUUCCUGUCUAUGAUGCUAGCAACAAGAGUUCUCAUAUCUUUAAUACAAGUGAACUUCUACGUAUCAUGGGCAUGUUCACUGGAUGGAACAUUCCUGACAGUGAUAUAUUUGGACCUUAUGAACUUAUCUACUUCACUUUGCUGGACCCAUAUAGAAAUGUGGUUGUUACCUUACCAUCAUCAUCCGGUAUAAGCAAGGGUGCCCUGGCUGGAAUCAUACUGGGUGCCAUUGCUGGAACAGUUACAUUAUCUGCAAUUGUUUCACUUCUUAUCACGAGGAUGUAUACGAAGGAGUACCGUGCAAUUUCCAAAAGACGUCACACAUCUAAAGCCUCCAUGAAAAUUGAUGGUGUGAAGGACUUUUCUUAUUCUGAAAUGGCCCUGGCAACAAACAAUUUUAGCAGCUCCACUCAAGUUGGUCAAGGAGGAUAUGGAAAAGUUUACAAAGGCAUCCUGGCUGAUGGUACACUUGUGGCCAUCAAACGUGCCCAGGAGCAUUCUUUACAGGGUGAGAAAGAGUUCUUAACAGAAAUAGAAUUGUUGUCAAGGCUACAUCAUAGAAAUCUUGUUUCUUUGACUGGAUAUUGUGACGAAGAAGGUGAACAGAUGUUGGUUUAUGAGUUUAUGCCAAAUGGCACUCUUAGAGAUCAUCUUUCUGCUAAGUCUAAAGAACCCUUGAGUUUUGCGAUGAGAUUGAGAAUUGCCUUAGGUUCAGCGAAGGGUAUAUCAUACCUACAUACUGAAGCCAAUCCUCCAAUUUUUCACCGAGAUAUCAAGGCAAGCAACAUAUUACUUGACUCUAGUUUUAAUGCGAAGGUUGCUGAUUUUGGACUCUCAAGACUUGCCCCAGUUCCAGAUACUGAAGGGUCUGUGCCAGCCCAUGUUUCUACAGUUGUAAAGGGCACUCCAGGUUACCUUGACCCGGAAUAUUUUCUAACACAUAAAUUGACAGACAAGAGUGAUGUCUAUAGCCUUGGUGUUGUAUUUCUGGAGUUGUUGACUGGGAUGCAACCAAUCUCACAUGGGAAGAACAUUGUUCGGGAGGUCAAUGUUUCAUAUCAAUCUGGUAUGAUAUUCUCAGUCAUCGAUGGACGAAUGGGUUCUUAUCCUUCUGACUGUGUGGAGAAGUUUUUGAAUUUGGCCAUCAAGUGCUGUCAGGAAGAGACAGAUUUGAGACCUUCAAUAGUUGAUGUGGUCCGAGAACUCGAAAGUAUCUGGCUUAUGAUGCCAGAAUCUGAUACUAAAAUAAAAGAUACAAUGAGCACUGAUGAUGAAAAGACAGUGACUUCAUCACCUUCAUCGUCGAUGAUGAAGCAUCCGUACGUUUCAUCAGAUGUUUCCGGCAGCAACCUUGUUAGCGGAGUUGUUCCUAGCAUCACUCCAAGAUGAAUGAAAACAUGGAAGAUAUUCAUUACAACUCACUCUGAAGUUGUUAUAGUUCUUAAGGUGAGUUUGAUAUAUGCUGGAGUGGAAAGGAAUGUAAUGUACGACUAAAAAUGCAUUUGAUUACAUUAGUUCGAUUCUAUUAUGGCAUUUUCCGACAUAGCUUUAGAAUUUAGAGAGGGAUAUCUUAUCAACGAUUUUUGUUCAAAAUCUCUGUAUAUAAAGUCUUAGCAGUAGCAGACUUUGUUUUGUAAAAGUUGUAAGUUGACUUUCUUACUUGUAUAUGAUAUUGCUGUAAUAUAAUAUCACUUCCAUAAUCUAUGUGAUAUUGCUGUAUAUAAAGUUGUGUU